Molecule: messenger RNA, 744 nt
Organism: Nannizzia gypsea CBS 118893
Lineage: Eukaryota; Fungi; Ascomycota; Eurotiomycetes; Onygenales; Arthrodermataceae
Product: cytochrome c oxidase assembly protein ctaG
Exons: 4
Coding region: 1-744 (247 amino acids)
Cellular component (GO): mitochondrial inner membrane
Molecular function (GO): copper ion binding
Source: RefSeq, a predicted model, not a curated record
AUGGAGCGGUUAAUAUCACUAGCCGCCCGACCGGCCGUGGGGAUACGUGCUUUAAAUGCAAUCAGGACGGCUGGCAUUCCAAGAUGUCGAAUACCGGCUCGAGGCUUUGCCAGUCAAACUCCGCUAAGGCAGCAAACGACGCCCGCCAGCCCGCGGAACUUGAAAUGGGAUGGCAAGAAUACGUCAACAAUGUACUAUACGAUCAGCAUUAUUAUCGGGACUCUUGCUGUUGCGUAUGGCUCUGUGCCCAUGUAUAAAAUGAUAUGCCAACAAACCGGCUGGAACGGCCAGCCUGUGUCAACACACCUUACGAACACCGAUACUGGCUCCCGUGUCACCCCAGUCACUGAUUCCCGCCGUCUUCGAAUAACAUUCAAUGCUUCCGUAUCCGAUGUUCUGCCCUGGAAAUUUACCCCCCAGCAACGUGAAGUGCGAGUUCUUCCUGGAGAAACGGCAUUGGCUUUUUAUACCGCUUCGAAUAAAGGUGACCAGGAUAUCAUUGGGGUUGCAACAUAUAGUGUGACUCCGGCUCAAGUUUCGCCUUACUUCAGCAAGAUCCAAUGCUUCUGCUUUGAGGAACAGAGGCUGAAUGCUGGUGAAACUGUUGAUAUGCCUGUUUUCUUCUUUAUUGAUCCGGAUUUCGCCAAGGAUCCUGCCAUGAGAGGAAUUGAUACUAUCACAUUAUCAUAUACCUUCUUCAAAGCUCGAUAUGACAAAGAUGGAAUUUUACGGCCUACUCCCUAG